AUGGGGUUUUUGAAUAAACCUCAGGGGAUUUAUCAAACAAACAGAAAAUUUCAAAUCUGCAGAGCCGAGGCAGCGGCGGCGGCGGCUGCUGCUGCUGCUGCUGAUUUUUCUGAAAAUGAGUCGCCCAAAUUUAUGAAGAUUAUACCACUUGGCUUAAUGUUUUUCUGUAUACUUUUCAACUACACAAUUCUUAGAGACACGAAGGAUGUUUUGGUGGUGACUGCGAAAGGAUCUAGCGCUGAGAUUAUACCGUUCUUGAAGACGUGGGUGAAUUUGCCCAUGGCUGUUGGUUUUAUGCUGUUAUACACUAAAUUAGCCAACGUUUUGUCUAAGCGGGCUCUCUUCUACUCCGUUAUAGUUCCUUUUAUUGCCUUCUUUGGGGCUUUUGGGUUUGUUCUGUAUCCUCUCAGCCAUUACUUCCACCCCACAGCUCUUGCUGAUAAGCUUCUAGCCAUGCUUGGCCCGAGGUUCCAGGGGCCACUUGCAAUUAUAAGGAUAUGGAGUUUCUGUCUGUUCUAUGUGAUGGCCGAGCUCUGGGCAGCGUGCCGAACAGUGUGA
Messenger RNA from Thlaspi arvense, 558 nucleotides. The record is from the annotation of a GenBank genome assembly. Lineage: Eukaryota; Viridiplantae; Streptophyta; Magnoliopsida; Brassicales; Brassicaceae.